Messenger RNA from Helianthus annuus (common sunflower), 757 nucleotides. RefSeq lists its product as uncharacterized. NCBI's taxonomy places the organism in Eukaryota, Viridiplantae, Streptophyta, Magnoliopsida, Asterales, Asteraceae. Bases 344 to 757 code for a protein of 137 amino acids. The transcript has 3 exons. The record is from RefSeq and is a predicted model, not a curated record.
CCCACUUAUCUCUAUAAAAUUAAUUUGGUUGAAAGUUAAGAUGGGCCUUUAGACAUAUAUGUUUAUUGUCAAGAAAGCAUAAUAAUAUGGAAUACAUUACUUGGGCCUACAUUAACUGAAUUUGAGGCGGCAAUUAUGGAAGGCAAAAUGGGAUGACAAUUAAUUGAAAAGGUGUGCUCGAGAAACAGGAAAGAAUAAAAUAUCAAAAGAGAUUAAAAUGGGUCAUGACCAAUAAAGAGAAGAGAGGCAUAAGGGGUACACCUAUUAUUGUUUUCGAAAUCCAAGAUAUACAUAGAGCAAUUGUUAUUGUUUUCGGAAAAGGAGAGUUAGACAGAAGACACUAAUGGGCCGCAAGCCCAUGAGGGAAUUAGUGGACGGCAGAAAGGGAAACAUUGCAGGAACAAAUUUUUGGAGGCCCAUUAUUUGCUAUAGGGGCGGCAGCCCUGAUUGGCUAAGGGGGCGGCAAUCCUUAUUGGUUGAGUGGACGGCAAUUACUUUUAAGGAGGGGACCAUAUAUCAGGUGGACGAAAAAUAUAUUAUAAGGGGAUCAGACGGCAGCAAGACGGAGAGUUCGAUCAACGAAAAUUAUAAUUCUUUUAACGUCUGCGAUCAAUCAAGAAGAGGAAAGAAAAAGGAUUGGUUCGAGGGUUCAAGACACGAUCUAAGAUUUAAUCUCGGGUCGCUAGAUGCUAUGGGGCUUGCACAUGGAGGUGGUCGUUGUGGGAUAUCUGUGAAUACCCCACCUUACUAUCCCUAG